CACCAGUCUUCAGUGCUCGCAUUACGCGCAAGCCGCGAGCUCACUGUACGUGUCUUCGCCACCGCCAACCGCCACGAUGGUUCUUUCGGCUGGCUAAAUGCCGAUAUUACUACACCUGCAUUCAGUAACAAAUCGGGCACUCACUCACUCGGUACUCGCGUGUGACCAACAACUCACAAAAGAGAAAUAAAGUGAAUUGGAUUUCAUUAUGCCUGUGAUAACGCACCGCCACGAUAAAUAUCGGAACAAUAACGCAACGAAGUCAUAGAUAGAAUAAGAUGACAAAUGAGAAAGUAGCAAGAAGUGUUGCUUUAGAGCAGGCGUACGUACACGACGUCUACGAACAGUUCUGCGAAAGCUCCAGAAGUCGACCAUGGCCGCGUGUGCAGGAGUUCAUCGAAGGGUUGGAGCCGGGUUCGUUGGUGUGCGACAUCGGGUGCGGAAACGGAAAAUACUUGAACGUCAGCGGUGGCAAUAUAUUCAAUGUGGGCGGAGAGAAAUGUCGGCGAUUAUGCGAAAUGGCGCAUGAAAAAGACAACGAGGUGUUGGUGCUUGAUAACUUAGCGCUGCCAUUUCGUGAUGAAAGCAUGGAUGCAGUCUUGUCGAUUGCAGUCAUCCAUCAUUUUGCAACCACUGAAAGACGCGUGAGUGCGUUGCGUGAAUUGGCACGAGUGCUACGCAUCGGAGGACGGUUGAUCAUUUCCGUCUGGGCGAUGGAACAGAGCCACCGGAAAUUUGAAUCGCAAGAUGUUCUUGUGCCAUGGCAUCGGCCACAGCACCUGAGCACACCGUCCCUGGAACUUACAUCGACCACGAAUACUUCGGAGGAUGAUUGUAUGCAUUAUCAUGCGUACAGUCACACUUCUGAUAGCGAGAGUGGUAAAUCAACAAGAGGUAAAAAACGUGGAAAAACGAGACGUACGACAAGAUCUAUUGACCCCAAGGCUCCGUCUCCAAGCAGCUCGAGUUUGUCGAGUCCCAAUGAGACUUGUUACUCGUUUGUAAGACGAGCCAUUCAAAAACUAGCCGGUGGACGUCGGAUGGGUGUACAUAGACCAUGGUUUAUGGACAGUUGGUCACACAAGGAACCACCACCUAAACGAUAUGAUCCGGAUGGUUGUGAAUGUUGCGAGUGUGAUGCUCAAGAUUUACCAAUUGAAUUACGACGUGUGGAUGAUGAUGAAAUGCCUCAACGACGGCAGACAUUUCCAUCGUCGCAGAUAAUCAACGAUAUUGUCACGAUGAAGUCGAGGAGUCUUAAUAAUAUGACCGCAAUGGAGAACAAUAAUAUCAUUCGAUCAAAUUCAAGCGUGGCGAGUAUUCCGGACGCCAUUUCAACAUCAGAUUCUAACACCAGUAGCAUUCGAUCAACUAAACCGAAACUUGUCAAACAAAAACAAUCAAUAUGCGAGGAAGACGCAGAAGAAGAUCUUGACAAACCGACUGAGAUCCAAAAACUGCUGCCUGAUAUUCGUAUUGAGAAUAGGUCAAAGUUUCGUGGAGGUGUACAAAAGCAGCGGUCACUCAACGAAGAACUCAUGUCAACUGAUCGACUGCAGGAAAAAGAACGACUGCGUAAACAUAUUCAUAAACAAGCCUCACUCAAUGAAGAUUUGAUUUAUCAUAGGAAUUACUCGUUUGAAAACUUCCGAGACACGUACUUUUAUACGAGCACAGCGAAGCGUUUGCAAUUGAUUAAGACCGGCUUCACGAAUAAAAUCAAAUCAACGAACAUCGAACGUGUGACUGGUGCAUCACUCAAGAAUGGAUUCGUGCGUAUGUUUCAACAAUGGAAGAGUUCCGAGAUGAUUUCACCGACGAUUCCUGAAGAUGAUGUCGCAAAUAGUUGUAAUGUACAGAAAGCGAUUAUUAUUGAACAGUGCAACGCGAACAACGAACGCAGAUCGUCGAAAGAAGACGGAUCUGAUUCAUCCAAAGACAGCAGUUUACAAAGUGACACCAGUGUUGAUUCCGAAGAUAGUUUUGCUUCAGUUAUCUUCGUACCGAAAUCCAAUCCCAUGUCGCCUACAUUGUCCCCAGGUCCAACAUCUCCACGUGUCAACACUAAUUCCGUCCCGAAUUCACCACGCAUCAAACAAUCGUCCUGCCCUACAAGUCCUCGCAUCAAACAAAUGCCUCUCAGUAUCUAUCCGUUGACGAAACAAUUGAGUUCACCGAAACCCACCACUGCUAGUAUCCUAUCACCGACUGAUAUUAAAUUAACCGAACGUAGAUCAUCCAUUCCGAAACCUGUCAAUGAAUCGUUAGCCCAGAAAUAUGCAGUUUCUCCGAUUCCGAAAUUCAAACCUACGGCAGUAGAAACAAAUAGCAAUAACAACACAACAACUACUACGAAGGAGAAGGAUGUGAACUUACAGAAAAUCAAAGAUCUUCUCAGUUCGAAACCGGGUUUUGGUGCGCGUACCUCGAAACACAAUUAUCCCAUCGUGCGUCAUAGUUCAGUCUCCAACGGGAAAGUAGAGACAAUCGCAAAACCUCUACCGAAACUGUUAUCCCUAGAACUCUUCAAUCCGGAGACAGAUGAUAAGGAUAGUGAUUCAAGUGCAGUGUCUUCGCCAGAGUCAGUUGAUAGUGUGAUCAGUGUGAACAAUUCCGAAACAAAGUCAAAGUUUCAAUUCCCCGAAGUGCAUCAAGAACGCACAGCGCUGCUACAAGCCGCGCGGGACGUCGCCGAAUCGCUCGACAAUGCGGUCGAAAAGGUGAUCAAAUCAUCGCCGAGAGCUAAACGCAGAGAGAUCAAGACUGACGAAGUGCAAUCGGUCAUGCAGCGCCGGUACGAAUCGGAUCGCAUCCCACUGCUAGGCGAUGAUGACUGGAACGAAGAAUGCCAUAAACAUCUGACUGAUUUCGCAGAUAAGCUCAGCGAGAAACUGCUGCAUGAGAUUGAUCAGUAUCAGGAGAAGUUGAAGUGCAACGAAGCUGCCGGUAGCAACCAUUCGCUGGAACAUAUCGACGACCCGUAUAUUCAUAGACUGAGCGAGGAGCUCCAAGAUUUAUCAAAACUAAGCGCCGAAAUUCAAAAACAGAACGAAUAUCUUGCCAAGCUCAGCGCCAGUGACAAACAAUUCUAUUGUCCCAAAUGUAAAAAGUACGAAUGUAGAUGCAGUAGUGGUAAACAAACGAAGCGAGUCAUGAAGGUACCCGCUAUUGACAUCAAUCGUCCUGCGGAGGAUAUUGAAGCAUGCGGUAGUAUGAUAGCCACCACAUCCUUACCAACGAAUGGUAAUCAUAAUAAACUAAACAAGAAUGGCGCGAGUAUUGAUUCCUGUGAUUCCGAACGUGGUAGCAGUCCGAAUUCGACAAUUUCUACAUCCACCGGUACCGGAUUACAACUGAGUCGACAUUCGAUAGAAUCUGAAGAUACUGUAAGUCGUUACAGUGGUGAUGGUGGCAGUACAGCAUCGUUAGCUUCAUGCCCCGAAUGGAAGACGAUCAAAGGGAAACUCAACAUCGAAGCGCAACAACGCUCCUCCUUCGACGAGAAGAGCACUAAUUCCAAGCUCUCAUCAAAGGACGCCUCGAACAAAUCGAACCUGAUACCGUCGCUCAGCGACACGUCGCAAGAAUCCCUACCCUCGGACAACGUCGGCGGCGAAAUCACGUAUCAUCGAUAUUAUCACGUUUUUAGAGAAGGUGAAUUGGACCAACUGAUAGAAAAGUACGUAGAGAACCUACACAUUAUUUCAUCCUACUACGACCACGCCAGCUGGUGUGUUGUCGCCGAGAAGGUGCAGGUAUGGACAAUCUGACCAGCUUUCAUAAUAAUACUGUCACCGGUUACAAUCAAAACAAGAAACAUUGUAAAACACAUUCUAGCGUAUAGAUGUAACAUCGAAGGAGAGACGACGACAUUCUAGAACGUUUUGCUCAAGUAUUUUCGGUUUGCUUCAGGACAUUUUUUCACCAAACAAACAAAUAUCAACAACAUUGUUAAGCUUGAAGGACGUCAAAAAAGCACAAGGUGUACAUAUUGCGCUAAAACAUAAGAACAUAUUAGUGAAUCGCCACUUUAAAUGAUAAGUCUUGUUAAGUGCUACAUAGUCGCUGAUAUAGAAUCCUUCCUCCACACAGUAUUCAAACAAUCAAUUUGUGGUUGUAAAUACAAUUUUUAUGAUUAUGCCUAAAAUUUCAAAAAAGAUGAUUCUUUGAACGAAACGAGAAUAGUAUCGAUUUAUAAAUGGGCGUGUUAAUGCGAAACAUUUUAUACUACUACUUAUGCGCAGUAUUACGAAGAAAGAAUGAGGUGUAAAAGUAUUGUUCGGGUUUGAAGUUGUUGUUUAUAUGAUAUGUUCUUGAAAUAACGUAAUUUUUGAAGAAUUAACUGCUUCAUAGUGGCGUUUGCUUCAGAUUUACAACUAAUAUUAAUAAUGGCAUGAAUAUUGUACUCACUGGCAUUUCAUAUCAGAGUUUACGAAAAGAUUUAUUGAAUGAUUGAUUGAUUGAUAUGGUUUGAUCAGUAAUGUUAAUAAGAGUAAAUAAAAUUUAGGCUAAUUUGUUGAUUUUGAGAGUUCUACUUUCGUUCACAAUGAUUCGAACAUGAUGAUAUUUAGAAGUUACUGAUAAUAAAGUUUAAACAUAAUAUUAAUAUCGUAGAUGAUAUAUACUUGAGCUGACAAAUAAUAUUUAAAUACAUCUGAUCUUGUACAUAUUCAUUAAACAUGAUAGCAGAUUUUCUACGUGUAUACUUUUGUUACAAACUAAAAACUCUACGUAUUUGAUUUCGAUUCGUUGCGGAAUUCGAUUUUACUUCUCAUGAAUACAAAGCUUUAAUGUUCUAUAUAAGUAUAAGUAUAGAUUACGUUCUCUUACAUACACCAAUGUUAUAUUUGAUUGUUAUUUUUAUAUGUAUUAAUAAUUAUGAUUGCAAAUUGACGUAUGUACUUGCUUCGAACUGGUUCGUACGCUGCGUACUUUUAUACAGAGUACACACAAUGAGAAAACAAAAAAAAAAUAAGAAACCGAACUUUGUGCCUGUCUUGAUUGUUAUAAUGUAUAACAUAUUAUAAUAAUAAAAAGAAAUCUUUUUGAUACGUCUUAAGAAAGAAGAAAAAAGUCUAAACAAAAAAAAUAACACACAAGGAAACAAAAUAGCAUCACUACUCAUUGAAGUUCUGUGGAUUGGAUUAAAUGUGUUUCACUCUAUCGAUAAAUGAAAAAUUACCAUACGAAAAUAAAUACGAUGUAAAUACGAAAAUAAACAAACAUAUUUACAAAAAAUUCGCAA
Molecule: messenger RNA, 5245 nt
Organism: Dalotia coriaria
Lineage: Eukaryota; Metazoa; Arthropoda; Insecta; Coleoptera; Staphylinidae
Gene: fid
Product: fire dancer
Exons: 4
Coding region: 279-3770 (1163 amino acids)
Biological process (GO): tRNA wobble uridine modification; tRNA methylation
Cellular component (GO): nucleus; cytoplasm
Molecular function (GO): tRNA binding; tRNA (5-carboxymethyluridine(34)-5-O)-methyltransferase activity; S-adenosylmethionine-dependent methyltransferase activity
Source: RefSeq, a predicted model, not a curated record